Rhopalosiphum maidis (corn leaf aphid) is the source of this 635-nucleotide messenger RNA. RefSeq lists its product as uncharacterized. The record is from RefSeq and is a predicted model, not a curated record. The transcript is spliced from 2 exons. Lineage: Eukaryota; Metazoa; Arthropoda; Insecta; Hemiptera; Aphididae. Bases 111 to 635 code for a protein of 174 amino acids.
UGUAUACAUCUUUAAUAAAUACCUUUGAUAAUAAUAAUAAUCCGGCUAUUUUCUCUAAUCUCAAUACACCCAUACCAAAUAAUGAAAAAGUAUUAAUUUCUCCCGAAACGAUGUCUCUUAUUGAAACAUUACCCUUUCCUUCAAGUGAAACAAUACUUAUUCCUUCAGGUGAAACAAUACUUAUUCCUUCAAGUGAUGCUACACUUAUCCCGUCAAAUAAUUUACUGCUUCCUGCAGCUCCUACCAUUCCGGGUCGAUCACCAAUACAGAUUAUUCCCAAUUCAAACAUUCCAUUUGGUGUUGAUAACAUUAAUUUUCUCGGUGGACUGCAGUAUGAGUCAUUAGAAGUUUUAGAUCCUACUUUAGACUUAUUUCAAAAGGAAUUAAAUUCUGAAACAUGUGUCGAAAGAAUAGCUUGUAAAAUUGCUGCGACUGGAAAAACUGGAAUAAUACCUAUGUGGAUUAAUUGGAUCUUACAUGAAAUAUCACAACCUGUUCCUAACGAAAAAUUAUUAUAUUAUCUUAAAGCAUAUGAUAAUGUAAUUAAUGAAAUUCAAACGAAAUCACCAAAUCCAGAUAAUUGGGAAACUUGGUGCUUUGAACGUUAUGACUGCAGUAAUACAGAUAACAGAUAA